UUACACGCAACAAAUACUCUCGAGAUAUCUCCGUCUCGUGUCGUCUCGUCUCGUCUCUCUAUCCCUCUCGAAUGGACUCUCUGGUAGCGAGCUACGCUUCGUCGGACGAAGAAGAAGAACUCGAGCCAUCUACACAAUCCCUCACCGUAAAAUCAUCAUCUUCUUCCUCCGUGUUCUCAGCUAUUCCUCAACCUAACCAAUCCAGAUCUUCCAAAGACGAGGCUUUUAAUUCAUCUUCGUCGUCUUUCCUCUCCUCUCUCCCUCCUCCCAAAUCCUCCACCUCUCGCCAACAAAACCCAUCUCCGUCCUUACCUAAACGCGUCGUUCAGAUCAAGCUUCCUGUAAACCCUAGACCGACCAAUCUCGAUGACGAAGACGACGAAGAAGAGGAGAAAGCGAGGAAGAAGCGUAAACAGAUGGAAUCCGCCGCUGCGGCGUCAAACAAUUCGUCAGUGAAAUCCUUCUUAUCCGCCAUGCCUGCUCCAAAGAGCUCUCAAGCACUCGGCGCUCUUCCUUCACUGGGGUCAGGAUCAGGAUCGGGGCGAAGAUCGAUUCUUGAAACAGAGACGCCAAGUACUGAUCAAACGCAGUCGUUUAGUAGCGAGGCGGAACAAGUAGAUGCUGGAUACGAGCAGAACCCUAGUGGAAAUGUGGAUGCUUUUGGUUACGGUGGAUAUGAGCAGAACUCUAGUGGAAGUGGAGAUGUUGUGUCUGCUUAUGAUGGUGGUAAUGCUUGGAACGGUGGUGGUGGGUUUGAAGGGACGACGGGAGUGCCUGAGGCGUUUAUGGCGAUGGAUAGUGGUGCGAGGAGAGGAAGGAGAGGGAGGAAUGAUUUUCCCACGGAGAUAGUUGAGGUUAAGCAGGAUGAGCUCAUGAAGAAUAGGCCAAGAGUUGAUCAAGUUAAAUCUACUGGGAUUGCCUUUGGUCCUGCGUAUCAGAUCUGUUUGCUACAAGAACUAGGGAGUUGUCUGUGAUUCGUCUGAUUUGCCUGAGUCAUCCUCAUCUAAGGGGAAAGUGUCAAAGCUUCAUAAGAGAAAGCAUCAGAUCACUGCCUUAUUCAUGGACAUGAAGCACAAAGAGUCGGAGCUAGCAGAGAGGCGUUCAAAAGGAUUGCUCACUAAAGCCGAGACACAAGCUAAAUACGGAUGGUGAUUUGCUCUUUGUUUCUCUUAAUCAUGUGAGAUUGGCAACAGAUUUUCUGUAACUCUUUUUCUUUUCUUUUCUAAGCUUUGAAUGUAAUACUCAUUUACUUAUAUGAAUGAAUCUACACUCAGCAGAAUGCUUUACAAGGCUUUA
Messenger RNA from Brassica napus (rape), 1296 nucleotides. RefSeq lists its product as uncharacterized. The transcript has 3 exons. The coding region runs from base 72 to 974 and encodes 300 amino acids. Gene Ontology annotation, cellular component: nucleus. The record is from RefSeq and is a predicted model, not a curated record. Lineage: Eukaryota; Viridiplantae; Streptophyta; Magnoliopsida; Brassicales; Brassicaceae.